Sinocyclocheilus grahami is the source of this 1141-nucleotide messenger RNA. RefSeq lists its product as uncharacterized. The record is from RefSeq and is a predicted model, not a curated record. The transcript has 6 exons. Lineage: Eukaryota; Metazoa; Chordata; Actinopteri; Cypriniformes; Cyprinidae. Bases 91 to 885 code for a protein of 264 amino acids.
UUCGGUUUUGGUUUUGCUUCGAUCUCACUAAACGCAGUGGUUUAUGAAAUUUAAACAGCCAGAAUAUAAAACUCGUGCAGAACUUUUACAAUGUUUAACCGGUUGAAUCUUGUGCUGUUUUGUCUCGUCUAUCACAGCGGAAACACCUCUAUAUCUGUGAGAGGAAAAAAUGGAGUAAAUGUCACACUAACAUGUGAAUCUGAGGUCAAUAAUAUUGUUCACACUGAGUUAUUCAGUGAGUCAGAAGAGAUAGAUGUGUGUCAGGAUGAAGAAUGUAGUGUUCGAGUGUUUAAAGAAGGAAACUGUGACGUCGUCAUCAAGAAUCUGAGCUUCAGUGACGCUGGGAAAUACUACUUGCAUGUCUAUUACACUAAUGAUCAGACAGAGCUGAAGCGACUAAUCAGGACGUACCAUCUUCAUAUUCAUGAUGAGAUUACUGUGAAAACAGGCGAGGAGCUAAAGAUGUCUGUUCUGUUGUCUAAUGCUGAUAAAGUGGAGAAAAGCUCUAGUGGAGAGUGGAGGGAGGUUUGGAAGAGAGACCACGGGGUCUGGAGUAACCGACUGAUGGAUACUGAUGGGAAUCUGAUCAUUAAAUCAUUUCUGGACAGAGAUGCAGGAACAUACAGAGUUCUGGACACUGAAGGAGAAAUCUUGAUCACACUCACAGUCACAGAAUCAGGUACAGAAUCAAAGGACAAACUGAGCUUCACAGAUAAAGACAAAACUGAAGACACUGAACAACAGACGAAAUGGAUUGUGCCAGUUGUAGUGUGUUUGGUGAUUCUGGCUGUGAAUGUGAUUUCUGUCAUCAUAUGGCGACAUCAGCACAGAGGUCACACACAGGUUCCAGUACAGGAGAAUACAGAGCCUCCACACAUACUGUAGAAACUGGAGAAAUCUAGUAGAAUGCAGUAGAAUUACCAGAAAUCAUCAUAGAUAAAGGUGAUCAACGUUAUGUUUAUUUGCACUGAUCAUUCACUCUAAGACCAGCAGAAUAUGAAUAUGAUCCCACAGCAUAACAGAGCAACUAGAUCCUCUGAUUUUACUGUAAUUUAUAUGUAUUUCUAUGUAUGUUCUGCACUAUCAUGUUUCUUUCCAUCUUCAGAGUUUUUUCUUGCUGCUGUUGCCUGUUACUAUUCUU